Molecule: messenger RNA, 3273 nt
Organism: Leptonychotes weddellii (Weddell seal)
Lineage: Eukaryota; Metazoa; Chordata; Mammalia; Carnivora; Phocidae
Source: RefSeq, a predicted model, not a curated record
AUGCCGUCAUACACACAGAAUCCCGGGCCUUCUGACUCGCCGGGCGGGAAGAAUAACUCUGUGGCUAUUGCUGAUGUUGAUUUGGAAGACAGGAAAAAUAAAUUGGAUAGCGUGAAGACUCUGAAAACAGCAAAGACAAAACGGAAGAAUUCAGCUCAGUCACCUUCGGGUCAGAGGACCAAAAAGCUGAAAGUUGAUGAAGAAACCAACAUGGUCAACACUGCCGAGACACCAUCCACGAGCACCGUGUGGGAAGGUGCAUGCAAGAAGGAAGAGAAUGAAGAUGACUUUACAUUUGGUCAGUCCCCUUUAAAGAAAAUGAAGACUGAAACAUGUCCUCAGGGGCAGCCUGUGAGGUUUCCAGCAAAUGCCAACAGCAUUAAAGAGGAGGUGGAAAUGAACUGGGACAUAGUACAGGUUUUAUCUGAGAGAACUAAUAUUGAACUUUGGGUUUGUGCCAACAUUAUUCGUCUCUUUAAUGAUGAUAACACAAUUCCCUUCAUUAUACGGUAUCGAAAAGAGCUUAUUAAUAACCUCGAUGCUGAUUCCUUGAGAGAAGUUCGACAAACCUUGGAGGAGCUCCGGGCUGUUGCAAAGAAGGUUCAUAGUACAAUCCAAAAAAUUAAGAAGGAGGGAAAGAUGUCUGAGUGCUUGUUAAAAACCUUGCUGAACUGUAAAACUUUUGAAGAACUAGAACAUGUGUCAGCUCCAUAUAAAACUGGAAGCAAAGGCACCAAAGCCCAGAGAGCAAAGCAGUUGGGAUUAGAAGGAGCAGCCAAGAUACUGCUUGAGAAUCCAGGACAGCUCAAUCUGCUAUCUUACAUUAGACCCAAUAUAAAAGGACUUUCAGCACUCCAGGAUAUUGAAACAGGAGUGCAGCAUAUUUUAGCAGACAUGAUUGCUAAAGACAAAGACACGCUUGACUUCAUUCGGAAAUUGUGCCAAAAUAGGUAUAUUUGUAUCCAGUCAUCUCUAGCAAAGGUGUCCUCAAAAAAAGUAAAUGAGAAAGAUGUUGAUAAGUUUCUGCUCUACCAGAAUUUUUCAUGCAACAUAAGAAACAUCCAACAUCAUCAGGCUUUUCUUUUUUGCAGGUGGAGACCACGUGGCUUUGCAAGGCCAGAGUUAAUGAAGAUCUUACACAAUUCACUUGAUGAUUCUUUUAAACGCCUUAUUUAUCCUCUCCUCUGUAGAGAGUUCAGAGCCAAACUAACAUCAGAUGCAGAGAAGGAAUCAGUAAUGAUGUUUGGACGGAACCUUCGUCAGCUCCUUUUAACAAGCCCUGUUCCAGGGCGCACCAUGAUGGGAGUGGAUCCUGGUUACAAACAUGGUUGCAAAUUGGCUAUAAUUUCUCCUACCAGUCAGAUACUCCAUACUGACGUGGUUUACUUGCAUUGUGGACAAGGCUUCCGAGAGGCAGAGAAAAUAAAGCGGCUUUUGCUGAAUUUCAACUGCAGCACGGUGGUGAUUGGAAAUGGAACUGCCUGCCGGGAAACAGAAGCUUACUUUGCUGACCUGAUAAUGAAAAAUUACUUUUCACCACUGGAUGUUGUUUACUGUAUCGUCAGUGAAGCAGGGGCAUCAAUCUACAGUGUCAGCCCUGAAGCUAACAAAGAGAUGCCAGGGCUGGACCCUAAUUUGAGAAGUGCAGUUUCCAUAGCAAGGCGUGUACAAGACCCAUUAGCUGAGCUGGUGAAAAUUGAGCCGAAGCACAUUGGAGUUGGAAUGUACCAGCACGAUGUAUCUCAGACUUUACUCAAGGCAACACUGGACAGUGUUGUAGAAGAAUGUGUCAGCUUUGUGGGAGUGGAUAUUAACAUCUGUUCAGAAGUUUUGUUAAGGCAUAUUGCAGGACUCAAUGCCAACCGAGCCAAAAGUAUUAUUGAGUGGCGAGAGAAAAAUGGGCCCUUCGUCAAUCGAGAGCAGCUAAAGAAAGUGAAAGGUCUGGGUCCAAAAUCUUUCCAACAGUGUGCUGGCUUCAUCAGAAUCAACCAGGAUUAUAUCCGAACAUUUUGCAGUCAGCAAACUGAAUCUGCCGGUCAAGUUCAGGGAGUUGCUGUGACAUCUUCAGCAGGUGUUGAGGUCACAAAUGAGAAGCAGGGCAAGAAGAAGAGCAAAACUGCAGUGAAUGUUGUGCUGAAGCCAAAUCCUUUGGACCAAACUUGUAUUCACCCGGAAUCGUAUGACAUAGCAAUGAGGUUUUUGUCAUUCAUCAGAGGGACACUGUAUGAGAUUGGAAAGCCUGAAAUGGAACAAAAAAUAAAUUCAUUCCUUGAAAAGGAAGGAAUAGAGAAAAUUGCAGAAAGUUUGCAAACAACAGUUCACACCUUACAGGUCAUCAUAGAUGGUCUCAGCCAGCCUGAAAGCUUCGAUUUUCGAACAGAUUUUGAUAAACCUGAUUUCAAGAGAAGCAUUGUCUGCUUGGAAGACCUGCAGGUUGGGACAGUUCUUACAGGCAAAGUCGAGAAUGCCACUCUGUUUGGAAUUUUUGUAGAUAUAGGAGUGGGGAGAUCAGGGCUGAUUCCCAUACGAAAUGUAACAGAAGCAAAACUUUCUAAAACAAAGAAGAGAAGGAGUCUUGGACUGGGCCCUGGAGAAAGAGUGGAAGUCCAAGUACUCAACAUUGACAUCCCCCGAUCGAGGAUUACUCUGGACCUCAUUCGGGUGUUGUGAGUGUCGCACUAAAGAUCAAACACUGAUUUUAUUUUCUCGUUUCUAGAGAUGGGCAAGAAUAAGUCAGGUGUUUGUGAAUUCUAGGUGGCAGAUGAGAAAGAAUUCACUCAAUAUCAGAAGUAUUUUUCAAACACUUGCCUUACUUUUCCUUCUGAAUAAAUAGGAAACUAACAGCUCAAUUUCUUUUCCCCUUAAAGAAAACAACUAAUAGACAUCCUCAUGUGGUUUUAUUUAGUAAUGAUUUUCUGACCCAAAUUUUAUUUUUUGUACUUCAUCUUUGACUCCUUUUGCAUUUUGUAUAACAGAUUGUCGUUUCAUUUCUACUUGCCAGCUUGCUUUGCUGGACUUGUAUGGAAUUGUCUUCUUGAUUUGAAUUGUACAUUGUUUCUUGACAUAGGGCAGGCAGUGGUUAGCCCUCCCUUUUUACAGAUUUUUUAAUCAGGCCUUUUGGACUUGAUUCAUGAUUUUCUCUUGCCAAGCAAAUAAAAAAUACGCCAAUUAGAUAGAUCCUGAUGUGUUUGUAACCAUCAAGUGAAUGGCUCAAAACAUUUCUGAGAAGUAUAUAUGUAUUGAUCCCUACAAUAAAGUUCUGUGGCUAGUGAC